Eucalyptus grandis is the source of this 1367-nucleotide messenger RNA. Its product is annotated as MDIS1-interacting receptor like kinase 2-like. The record is from RefSeq and is a predicted model, not a curated record. Bases 1 to 1059 code for a protein of 352 amino acids. The transcript has 3 exons. Gene Ontology annotation, molecular function: ATP binding; protein kinase activity. Gene Ontology annotation, biological process: protein phosphorylation. NCBI's taxonomy places the organism in Eukaryota, Viridiplantae, Streptophyta, Magnoliopsida, Myrtales, Myrtaceae.
AUGACUCUUGGUCACAUAGAUGACAUCGACUUGUCGUCUAAUCAUCUCACGGGAAAAAUUCCAGAUAACCUGGCCCACGUUCCUUAUAAAGCUUUCAUAGGCAAUGAAGACUUUGACAUCAAAUAUUGCAUUGGAACUGGUGGAUAUGGUAGUGUCUAUAGAACGCAAUUGCCUAAUGGGAAAAUCGUGGCAUUGAAGAAACUUCACCAUCAUGAAGCAGAUGACCCAUCUUUCGACAAGAGCUUCCGAAAUGAAGUGAAGCACUUGACUGAAGUACGGCAUAGAAGCAUAAUUAAGCUCUAUGGUUUUUGCUUACACAAGCAAUGUAUGUUCUUGGUUUAUGAGUACAUGGAAAGGGGGAGUCUAUUUUGUGCUCUAAGAGAUGACGUUGAAGCGAUGGAACUAGAUUGGUCUAAAAGACUCGUCAUUGUAUGGGAUAUGGCACAUGCCUUGUCUUACCUGCACCACGAUUGCGCUCAACCGAUCGUUCAUCGAGACAUAUCUAGCAACAACAUUUUGCUAGACAACACUAUGCAGGCUUUUUAUCAGAUUUUCGGCACAGCAAGACUCCUAGAACCUAAUUUCUCAUCUAAUCUCACUGCAAAUAUCGCAGGCACCCGUGGAUAUAUAGCACCAGAGCUCGCUUACACUUGGGUCAUCAAUGAGAAAUGUGACGUAUACAGCUUUGGGGUGGUAGCAAUGGAAAUAAUAAUGGGUGAGCAUCCUGGUGAGAUCAUCUCAAUGAUGUCCCCUCUCUUCAGAGAAGAUAUUAUGCUACAUCAAGUAUUUGAUCCACGCUUGCCAAUUCCAAGAGAGAAUUCUAUUGCAAGAAGUAUCAUUCUGGUAGUUUUUCUAGCGCUUGCUUGCUUAAAUAGCAAUCCAAAGUUGCGACCCACGAUGAAACAAGUUUCGGAAGCUUUUCUAGCUCCAAAACUAGCGUUGGCGAAGCCCUUCUAUUCUAUCUCACUUGCGCAGCUCCUAGGAAAUAAUCGAGGACUAUGGUGGGAAGGUGGAUCGACAGAAAAUUCUUCAAGCCCACAGGAAGAACAAGGAUCAUGAGGUACUUGUCCCAAAACAAGCAAAUAAGUUUCACCAAGUGAAGAGUCGGUUGAUGAAAUGAUGCUGCAAAUUGGCGAACAUGGUUGAGGUCAUGAAGUAUGCGGCCCUUGCAAUUUUUAAGUCAUGUUAAUUUUUUUUAUACUAGCUAGGCUAAAAUUUUCCUAGGUAACCAUUACCAAGUAGUGAGAAGCAUUUAUCAAAUGGUCGUUUAUAUUUCUGUCUUUUUAGUAAGAUCGAAACGUGUGAUGAGUGAUAAUGUGUUGUUGUUACCAUGAAUGCAUGGCUUGUUAAGGAAAUUCGCUACGUAU